This is a messenger RNA of Babjeviella inositovora NRRL Y-12698, 1914 nucleotides long. Its product is annotated as LisH domain-containing protein. NCBI's taxonomy places the organism in Eukaryota, Fungi, Ascomycota, Pichiomycetes, Serinales. The transcript has a single exon. The coding region runs from base 443 to 1696 and encodes 417 amino acids. The record is from RefSeq and is a predicted model, not a curated record. Gene Ontology annotation, molecular function: protein binding.
GCCGCACGCACUCAAUGCGGCCGGAAACUUUUAUAUGCAGAGAAUCGGCAGACGCUUAGCACUUUUAGGCGCGACGUAGGCUUCAAAUCCCACUCAACGGUUGUAAGUACGGCGUGUAAGACAGACAGCGCUCUAUCCCAUUGCUCACCUCCUAUCACUCUUUCUCAGUCCCUCAGCGAACUGCUACCGUUGCAACUAUCUCAGCGUCUGUGGUUACAGGCCUCAACCUUAUUCGACACUCCGAUCUACUGUUAUCCUACGUCUCUAUCGCCAAGUGCUACCAGGGUACAAAAUCCAACCUCUCCACUUGGCCGUAACUUCCUCACCUCAGCCUCUCCUUCUAUUUACUAUCACUCUCGCUUUCCUGACAAGACCCGAUCCCACACCACAUCUACGAUUGGUCACUGAAAACCCUCCCAUCUUAGCCACACCUCCAUGCACAAUGUCUGAUACGUCCUUUAGUGAAUUCUUCGACCCCAACACGUUAAACGAUGCCAACUUGGACGCUUUGCUCCUGAAUCCAGACAUGUACAGGGAAACAGCACUGCAAUAUCCCCCAUCUCAUGUAGAAAGCUCUGAUGACGAGCCCGAUAAACAACGAGAGGUGGUCAGCGAUUCGCUAGCGAAAAACUCUCGCCAAUUGCUCCACGCGCACCUCUACAACUAUCUCCUCCAGAACGGUUACACCGAGGCCGCGGUGACUUUGUUGAACGAGGCAAAGGUUCCCCACGCGCCCAAGAAGCCCUCAAGCCAGAAAGGAGACCAGUAUGGGGAAAUCAUCCGGGAAUACAGUGUCACGCGGAAUACCGAAGCCGAGGUGAAGAAAGAAACCGGAGGUGAUAACGAACACUCAGAGCCACUUGAAACCAACAUGGUAAUGUAUUCCCCCGACACAUUUCUCCUCGAAUGGUGGCAACUCUUGUGGGACAUGCAGAGCUCCGUCAACCACCAGAUGGGGGAAACUGUGGUCGUCCCAAAAGCAGGGAAGGCUCCAAACAUGGGUCUCAACAUCAACAUGCCACUUCCGGGGACUCCACUGCUAAAGCCCGAGAUAACUGAGGACCAAAAGACUCAGCCACAGCUCCGGAAACAAAUGCGGAUGCAGCAUUUACGGAUGCAGACCCAGUUGCUGCUGCCAGUCGCUUCCGGUUCUGUCCCGUCUUCUCUAGCUCCGAAAACGUCCAUUACUGGUGUGCAGUCGCCGCCAGGCUCCCACCAGCCGGCAAAGAGUAUAUCGACUCCAACGCAAAUCCUGGGGGGUACCAGCAAUACGUCAAAGCCAGACUGGAGCGAAAACCCCGAAACCCGGAUGAGCACUCCAAGUGUUAAUCCCGCCAAUUACACCACUCAACAACAGCAACAGCUUUUGUUGCAACAGCAGUUCCUCCAAUACCAGGGAAAGCCCGAAGGUGCUCUUCCAACUAAUCAGAUGAAUGCGUAUCUCAUGCAACAGAAACAACAGCAGAUGCAGCAGCAGAUGCAGCAGCAAUUACUAUCGCAACAGUUUCAGCAACAGCAGCGCCAGUUAGCGGCCCAGGGGAAAAUAUCCUUGCCGCUAGCCAACCUCACACCCCAGCAGCUCCAACAGCUCCAAAUGCAACAGAACAGCACUGGAAGCCAACACCAGAUGAGCCAGGCGAUGGUUAAUCGGGGGUUGAUGCAGCAGCAGAUGAACCUUCAGCAGAGACAGAUGUGACUGUAGAAUACCAACUUUAAUUAUAGAAAGAUAAUCAUAUUGAAAGAAGUGACAUUUAAGCGGUGUAUGAAGGGUAGUGACGUGAGAACUGGCCAGCUUCGCCAUGAUCUUCAAUAAUAUCAAUACUUCUACUUUGUUAUGUUCCUAUAAUUAUCGGAGCAGGUUUGGAAUUUUAGCGGACAAGUUGUAGCUUUAGAAAUUUUAACUUGAAAAUCCGG